Molecule: messenger RNA, 1927 nt
Organism: Rhipicephalus microplus (southern cattle tick)
Lineage: Eukaryota; Metazoa; Arthropoda; Arachnida; Ixodida; Ixodidae
Biological process (GO): germ-line stem cell division
Molecular function (GO): nucleic acid binding; ATP binding
Source: RefSeq, a predicted model, not a curated record
GUUUGACGGCAGUUGCCAUAGAGUGUUACUUUAAGCAAAGGCGCAAUGUUGAGUGUUUGUUUCGCGCGAUAACAUUGGCGAACGCUUUCAGUUGCAGAAAAUUGUGAAACUUGUGGAAACCAUGGAAGCGUUUAGAAAUGCCGAUUGGAUGGAUACCGAGAGUGAACGUCCAGGUUUUGAAGGUGACCUCACCAACAUGUUUCUUCAUAAGGGAAGCUACAGGUCUUCAGAUGUCUCAGAGCACAAGAGACUUUGUCAGUAUGGAAGCAAAUAUGGAACAGUACUUGAGAAAGCAGGAACCACUGAGCAGCACUCGGGCACCUGACAUUGGAUGUGUUGUUCUGUUCAAGAAAGAGACAGGCACAGAAUUACAACGCGCACGUGUUGACAAGAUCAUUGACUUGCCAGGCAGCUACCUAGUAGAGGUCACCUUGGUUGACUAUGGGCAAACACUCCUGGUACACAGAAAACAGUUACACAAAGCAUCCCGUAAGAUUCUCAAGGUGCCUUUUCAGUGUAUUAAGUUUUCAUUGCUUGGACUGAGGCCACUGCAUUGUGCUACCAGUGAGGCAAGAACAAGCGUAGAGCAUGUGCCAAAGGACUCCUGGGAUGAUGCCGCCACUGAAUACGUGAAGACAGCUAUAGAGACGGCGAAUUCAGUGCAAGUCGAAGUGCUGGGACAAACUGUCUCGGGUGGUCUUUACGGGAAGCUUCACAUAGAAUGCAAGAAGAAGUUCAUAUCUCUGGAUGAAGAGCUCGUCAGUCUGAACUAUGCCUUCUUGGACUCUGAUGCUGGCAGUGAGGAGAUUUUAUUGGAGGAUCACAAGUCCUUGCUUGGAACCAGCACAGUUGAACAGUAUAUGACACACAAGGCAGUUGUCAAUAUGACUACCAAGAGUUCUAGCGACAGGAAAAAUCAUCAUCAGAAGAAAACCUCAGCUGCACUGCCAAAAGUGCAUGAUGUGCGGGUUUCUUCAUCAAGCACUGAAGCCAUUCCGCCAUCUGAAGAACCACCACCAGCCUCCACAAGCACAAAGGCUGCAAGCUGUCCUUCAGAAGCGCCAUGUGCAUUGGCCAGCUUGUGCGAGAAGCCCAAUAUCGUGAAUAGCAUGAAUGUCAAUGCUGAGAAACGAGAUGUCCUUGUGCUUGCACAGAGUCAUGAGGUUGAAUCUUGUGCUUCUACUCUGGCCAGUGCUCUAAAAGAAGGAGCUGACCAAAAUACUGACACAUGGGAAACAGUGAGUUUGACUAGUGAGGGGCAGCAAGGAAGUAGCAUUGAAUGCCAUUCUAGUAAGGAGGAGGAUAUGCCUGGCAUCGUGGCAGAGGAACGUAAACAAAAACCUUUGAAACAACUUGCAACAGCACCUGUUCCAAACAAGGUAUCGCCACCCGAGCUUCAUGCAACCAAGUUGAAGGGCUUUGGAAAUGGCACUGACAAGGCUCAUGAUUUGCCAGCGUACCCUUCUGCAAGGUCCAGCGUUGUACGUUUGCAAGCUACACUGCCACCUAGCACGAUAAUGACUCGAGCACAGUCAUCAAAGCCAGUCAACACGCAGGACAAAAAGCCAGUGCAAGGUCGUCAACAUGAGUUCUCAUCACAGUGCAUGAGUGCAGGUCGAAACCGCUUGCAAACAUCGAGAAAGACUCUGGAGCUCUGGGAUCUGCUAAAAAAAAAGGCAGUGCACUGAGCGAGGCACAUUUGCAAAACCUCAGAAGUACAUUCAAGAAACCUCAAGUUACUGAAAAACUGACAAGUCAUGUCAAGCCUGAUGAAACAACAGAAAAAACUGCAUCCUGUGAAAAAGAUGAGGUCCUGACUCCUACCAGUAAUGUAAAUCCCUCAACACCGGAACCUCCUUCAUGUGUGAAUAGCGCCAAAAGUCAGCCUACUUCUGAAAAAACUGCAAGCAACAAAACUGCUGAUGAG